Molecule: messenger RNA, 963 nt
Organism: Fusarium keratoplasticum
Lineage: Eukaryota; Fungi; Ascomycota; Sordariomycetes; Hypocreales; Nectriaceae
Exons: 2
Coding region: 1-963 (320 amino acids)
Biological process (GO): oxaloacetate metabolic process
Molecular function (GO): magnesium ion binding; catalytic activity
Source: RefSeq, a predicted model, not a curated record
AUGGCCGCGCGAUCUGCUUCCAUCAUCCGCCGCUCAUUGCUAUAUGUUCCGGGCUCAUCUCAAAAGAUGCUCACAAAGUCCCUGGGCCUGCACUCAGAUAACGUCACAUAUGACUUGGAAGACUCCGUUACCCCCUCCCUCAAAGACACUGCCCGGAACCAGCUGAGGGACCACAUCUCCGGCCUCAACGCCCGGCCCUCCGGAAUCUCAGAGCUUGCCGUCCGCAUAAAUGCUGUGUCCACUCCAUUCGCACUGUCCGACCUGACUGCCCUCGCCCCUCUCCGCCAUGUUGAUGCUGUCGUGGUUCCCAAGGUCAACUCGGCUGCCGAUUUGACCUUUGUAACCGACGUCCUCCGACACGUUGCUCCGGAGCGUCACGCACCCGAUGCAGAGAAUCCCAUCAAAAUCCUCGCCCUCAUCGAGUCGGCACGCUCCGUCAUGAAUCUCUCCGAGAUCUGCAAGGCAUCCCCUUACUUGAGUGGCUUUAUCUUUGCCGCUGAGGAUUUCGCCCUGGAUCUGUCCAUAACUCGAACACCCUCUUUAACCGAAUUCCUAUACGCCAGGUCUGCCAUUGUUACCGCUGCCCGCGCUGCUGAGCUUCCAAGCGCCAUUGAUCUUGUCUGCACAUCCUACAAGGGAGAACAAGGUCUCAAAACUCUCGAGGAGGAAUGUGCUGGGGGCAAAGCCAUGGGCUUCAACGGCAAGCAAUGCAUUCAUCCCACUCAGGUCCAAGUGGCCCAGCGUAUGUUUGCUCCGGACCAGCAGGAGGUCGAGUGGGCUAUUAGGGUCGCAAUUGCUGAUGCAAAGGCCUCUGUCUCUGGAAGAGGUGCAUGGACGCUUGAUGGUAAGAUGAUCGAUGUUCCUGUUGUAGGGAAAGCCAACGCCGUCAUCGCCAAGGCAGAGCAAUGCGGUAUUGAUGUCGAGGGCUUGCGGACGAAAUGGAAGGACCAGGAGCCUGAAUAA